Molecule: messenger RNA, 498 nt
Organism: Dentiscutata heterogama
Lineage: Eukaryota; Fungi; Glomeromycota; Glomeromycetes; Diversisporales; Gigasporaceae
Source: the annotation of a GenBank genome assembly
AUGGCAAAACAAUCAGACAAAAAAAUUGCACAAGAAAAUCUCAAGUGUCUUAGUAAUCUUAAAUGGGGAUUCAUCAUCGUAAAUGCGAUUUAUGUUUGCUUUAGAAUUUUAUAUCGUUUCGAGACAUUUGGAUUUGGGAUCGCCACGUUAUACUUUGUCACUUUGAGCAUUAGUAUGUUUUUAGGGGCAAAACUCAAAUCACUCGGAUCUCCCAGAUUUGGACCUGGUGGAAAUGUUGAAUGGCCAGGAACUGAUUUAAAUUCUAAAGGAAUGAUCGAAUACAUGUUCGAUAUAAUUUAUGUAACAUGGGCUGUCCACAUUGGGAGCAUGUUAUAUGAAGGAGUUUGGUGGUUUUACUUAUUGAUACCAUUAUAUGCGUUGUAUAAAAUCUGGACGCUUUUCAUACAACCAAGCAUGUUUUCAGGUAACGAAGGAACUAUUCCACCGGAAAAAAGCAAUCGCCAAAAAAAAAUGGAAAAACGGCAAUCAAAACGAUAA